Chelmon rostratus (copperband butterflyfish) is the source of this 2780-nucleotide messenger RNA. RefSeq names its product sharpin and rbck1 related (gene shrprbck1r). The record is from RefSeq and is a predicted model, not a curated record. Lineage: Eukaryota; Metazoa; Chordata; Actinopteri; Chaetodontiformes; Chaetodontidae. Gene Ontology annotation, cellular component: LUBAC complex. The transcript is spliced from 14 exons. Gene Ontology annotation, biological process: proteasome-mediated ubiquitin-dependent protein catabolic process; positive regulation of canonical NF-kappaB signal transduction; protein linear polyubiquitination. Bases 405 to 2537 code for a protein of 710 amino acids. Gene Ontology annotation, molecular function: ubiquitin binding; ubiquitin-protein transferase activity.
GAAAGCACACGCGCCCGCAGCGUUCCCAGCGUCACCAGUACCAAACUAUUGUCAACAACCUUGAUGUCAGAAAGGUAUGGGAUAUCCCGGAGAAUGCUGUUAACGCGUCGCGAUCGGAAACAAAUCCUAGACCAGCCUGAACCGACGCCAUAGCGAAAACGGAAGGAGGCAGAAGUGAAACCUCUCGCUCUGGCGACACUUUCCAGAAGUCGCUCCAAACAGUUGUAGGACUGCGCACUUGCUUCCUGUUGUCAGUGUGACUGUUGAAAUACCAGCGACGAAAUGUAAGAAACACCGCGGAGAGGACACUCAAACCAAAGGGCAGGUGACGACGUGGGACAGGCGGUGAACCACCCGGACCCCCGCGUGUUAGUGUUUGUUUUCUACAUGAGUCUGUUGGCAGGAUGUCGCUGAGUUCAGGCGGUUGGACUCACGCCCCCGGCUACACAGCGGACCACUCCGACGUCCUCCCCGCUCACCAUGGGGCCUCUCAGUCACAACUUGGCUGCCAGACCGUCCUCAUGUCGGUCCGGGUGUCGGUGUGCCAUUCUGGUAUUCGGCCGCUGUGUCUUCCGGGAGCAGGUGAUGAGUCACUCCGCCUGCAGCUUAGCAUGGACCCGGGGAAAUCCGGGGAAUUCCGGCUGUCGCUCCAGGACAGCAGCGGGACUGGCCGGACUGUGACCAUUGCUGAGUUUGAUUUGGGGACAGUAAAUUAUGAGGUGAAGUCACCAAAGUGCCACGAGCUGAGUUUGGCGGCACCUCCACAUGAUCGCAUCACAUUCAACUUCCGCUGUGAGCAGGAGGCCCAGGAGUGGGCCACUGUGGUGAUAUCUUCACUGAAAGAAGCACACAGAGUCGCCCCUCAAGAUAAUGGUCCACAGCGCCCCCUGGAUGGUCCUGAUCUUCAGAGCAGCUUGGCCUUGCAACAAACAGAGGAAACCUGCAUAGAUCUGACCCGAGCCAUAGAAGCAGGUGACAUGCAGUCUGCUUCUGUCUUUGCUGCCACACUCGCUAGACAGCAUGCCGUACUCAAGAUUCAGCCCUCUACCAGAGGCUAUGAAGACACUGAAGUCAACUUGGCUGUUGUAGUUGAGGAUUCUUCUUCAUCCUGUUGCGUCACUGUGAAAGUUUUCCCACACAUGACUACUGCAGCGCUGAAACAGCAGAUGUUUCUUGAGUAUGGCUUUCACCCAUGGGUGCAGCGCUGGGUUAUUGGUCAGUGUCUAUGCACCGAUCAGCGCUCUCUGGCCUCAUAUGGAGUUCAUCAGGACGGUGACACAGCCUUCUUGUACCUCCUGUCGGCCCGCCAUGCUCACUUGACCCUCCAAGUCCUCCAGCAGGACCAGGAGAGUGCUCUACUUCUCAGUCCUCCAGCUCUUUCUCUCCGCACUCCACCCCUCCCUGCUACCUCUGCAAAUGGCCCCUCAUCUCUGGAUCGGAGGCCUCACACCACCCUACCUCCUAGACUCCAUACCAGCAGCAAUACUGGUGGGUCAGACAGAGGAAACAUUGGUGAGAUCAGAGAUCUCAUCAACCUAGAGAUGCCUCAACUGAAUGAAGCACUGAGCCCCAGCUCAGCUUCCACCCAGGGUUGGUCGUGCCCUUCUUGCACUUACAUUAACAAACCAACACGGCCGGGCUGCGAGAUCUGCAGCACAAACCGCCCGGAGACCUACGUCAUCCCCGGGGGGUACCGACCAGAUGCACUGGAACUCAGACGAAUCCAGCAGGAGAAGGAGGCUAUCAGACAGUACCAGCAGGCGAGGGAAGAGGAGCGCAGGGAGAACUUUGCCCGGCUGGUGAUGAUCGACAGCCAGGACUUGCUGCCUAACCCAGAGCCUGUGGACUGUAGGAUCUGCUACGUGGACCUGCAGCCUGGAGAGGGGGUCCUGCUGAGGGAGUGUCUCCACUGCUUCUGCAGAGAGUGCUUACGUUCAGUCAUCAUGCUGAGUGAGGAGCCGGAGGUGUCCUGUCCCUACAGAGAUGACACAUAUUCCUGCGCCUGCUCCCUGCAGGAGAGGGAGAUCAGAGCUUUGGUGCCAGCGGAGGAGUAUGAGCGCUGGCUGCAGAGGGGUCUGUCAGUGGCAGAGUCUCGAUGUGAGGGCAGCUACCACUGCGCCACUCCAGACUGCCUGGGCUGGUGUGUGUACGAGGACACGGUCAAUGUCUUCCACUGCCCUGUCUGCAGGAAGCACAACUGCCUGAUUUGCAAGUCUAUCCAUGAGGGAAUGAACUGUAAGCAGUACCAGGAUGAUCUUGCAGCCCGCGCUAUAAAUGACUCUGCAGCCAGGAGGACGACACAUCUACUCAAGACUCUUGUGCAGUCAGGAGAGGCAAUGCACUGUCCUCAGUGCGGCAUCAUUGUGCAGAAGAGGGAUGGAUGUGAUUGGCUGCGCUGCACCGUCUGUCACACUGAGAUCUGCUGGGUAACUAGAGGACCCCGCUGGGGGCCGAGGGGUCCUGGAGACACCAGUGGAGGAUGUCGCUGCAACGUCAACAAUCAGAAAUGUCAUCCUAAAUGCCAAAACUGCCACUGAGGGUCUCAAGUGUGGUCAGAUUAUAGAAGGGAAUGAAAAACUCAAAUAGAAACUAUUCUCGAAAAUAUGGAAAAUAUGUGAAUAGAGUAUAUUUAAACCAGAACUGAUUAUGUAGGAUUGUUGCAUACAACCCUGAUUCCAAAAAAGUUGAACAGAAUGUGAUAACUUGCUAGUCCCUUUAGACAUAUACUCAAUUGAAAACAGUUAAAAGAUUAUAUAAAAUAUUUUACCUCAUCAACUUCA